This is a messenger RNA of Cygnus atratus (black swan), 2941 nucleotides long. It is a transcript of the gene IFT88, whose product is annotated as intraflagellar transport 88. The record is from RefSeq and is a predicted model, not a curated record. Gene Ontology annotation, biological process: intraciliary transport; inner ear receptor cell stereocilium organization; kidney development. NCBI's taxonomy places the organism in Eukaryota, Metazoa, Chordata, Aves, Anseriformes, Anatidae. The coding region runs from base 307 to 2763 and encodes 818 amino acids. Gene Ontology annotation, cellular component: centriole; ciliary base; ciliary basal body. The transcript has 26 exons. Gene Ontology annotation, molecular function: kinesin binding.
GGCGCGGGGCAUCAGGGGAUUGCGGCUGCACCCGUCACCCGGGCAACGGGCCUGGGGCCCGGGAUCAGGAUCGGGCCCCGGCUUCCCGCAGCAGGAGGUGGGCAGUCCUGGCUCGUAUCGGGAACGGUGUGGCCAGCAGGAGCAGGGGGGUGAUUGUCCCCCUGUACUCGGCUCUUGUGAGGCCGCACCUCGAGUGCUGUGUUCAGCUUUGGGCCCCUCACUACAAGGAGGACAUCGAGGCCCUGGAGAGUGUCCAGAGAAGGGCUACGAAGCUGGUGAAGGGCCUGGAACACAAGUCCUAGAAAAAUGAUGCAAAACGUGCACCUGGCUCCAGAGGAAGAUGAAGAUGAUCUUUAUUCUGGCUACAAUGAUUAUAAUCCCACUUUUGACACAGAGGAUUUAGAAAAUGAUAUAGGUUUUCAACAGGCAGCAAGAACAAGUCAUGGGAGAAGACCCCCUGUGACAGCCAAAAUUCCUGGUACAUCAGCUUCAAGACCUUUAGGUACUGCAUUUGGGUCAAAGGCAACUUUAACUUCAUCUAUGGGAAGACCAAUGACAGGAGCUAUACAGGAUGGGGUUUCUCGACCCAUGACAGCAGUGCAUGCUGCAGGUUACACUAAGGCAGCCAUGAGAGGUUCUUUAUUUGAUCCUCUUGGCCAAGCAAGAGGUCCCGCUCCACCUUUGGAAAUGAAAAAUCCAGACAGUUCAGAAGAGAAGAUUAGGCAGUUAGAAAAAAAAGUGAACGAACUGGUUGAAGAAAGUUGCAUUGCCAACAGCUGUGGAGACUUGAAAUUGGCUCUGGAAAAAGCAAAAGAAGCUGGAAGAAAGGAAAGAGUAUUGGUGAGACAACGUGAACAAAUUUCUACUCCAGAAAACAUCAACUUAGAUCUCACGUACUCAGUUCUUUUCAAUCUGGCUAGUCAGUAUGCUGCUAAUGAAAUGUAUGCUGAAGCACUGAAUACUUAUCAAGUUAUAGUGAAGAAUAAGAUGUUCAGCAAUGGAGGUAGACUGAAGGUCAAUAUGGGAAACAUAUAUUUAAAACAACGAAACUAUUCCAAAGCUAUCAAAUUCUACCGUAUGGCUCUAGACCAGAUUCCUAGUGUCCACAAAGAGAUGAGGAUUAAUAUAAUGCAAAAUAUUGGAGUUGCAUUUAUUAAAACUGGCCAAUACAUUGAUGCCAUUUCUUCCUUUGAACAUAUAAUGAGCAUGUCCCCAAAUCUGAAGGCAGGCUUCAACUUGAUCCUAUGUUAUUUUGCUAUUGGAGACAGUGAACAAAUGAAAAAAGCAUUCCAAAAACUGAUUGCAGUUCCCUUGGAAGUGGAUUAUGAUGACAAAUACAUUUCAACAAAUGAUGAUCCACAUACCAAUCUACUGAUUGAAGCCAUUAAAAAUGACAGUUUAAGACAAAUAGAACGUGAGAGGAAAUCCAUGGCAGAGGAAUACAUCAUGACAGCUGCUAAACUGAUUGCACCAGUAAUUGAAACAUCUUUUGCUGUUGGCUAUGACUGGUGUGUUGAAGUAGUGAAAGCUUCCCACUAUGUAGAGUUAGCCAAUGACCUGGAAAUAAAUAAAGCCACUACUUAUUUGAGGCAACAGGAUUUUAACCAGGCACUGGAGACUUUAAAAAUGUUUGAAAAAAAGGAUAGCAGAGUAAAGAGCGCAGCUGCAACAAACCUUUCAUUCCUUUAUUAUUUGGAGAAUGAAUUGGCACAAGCAUCUAACUAUGCAGAUUUAGCUGUAAAUUCUGAUAGGUACAAUCCAGCAGCUCUAACUAACAAAGGAAAUACUGUUUUUGCAAAUGGAGACUAUGAAAAAGCAGCUGAGUUUUAUAAGGAAGCUCUCAGGAAUGAUUCCUCUUGCACUGAAGCACUUUAUAAUCUUGGUUUAACAUACAAGAAGUUAAACAGAAUAGACGAAGCCUUGGAUUGUUUUCUGAAACUCCAUGCAAUCCUUCGAAAUAGUGCCCAAGUCCUUCACCAAAUAGCAAACAUAUAUGAAAUGAUGGAAGAUCCCAAUCAAGCCAUAGAGUGGCUUAUGCAGCUGAUCAGUGUAGUACCAACUGACCCUCAUGUCCUUUCAAAGCUAGGGAAAUUAUAUGACAAUGAAGGUGAUAAAUCUCAAGCUUUUCAUUAUUACUACGAGUCGUACCGGUAUUUCCCUUCAAACAUUGAGGUCAUUGAAUGGCUUGGAGCCUAUUACAUUGACACCCAGUUUUGUGAAAAAGCCAUUGAGUACUUUGAAAGAGCAGCACUUAUCCUACCUACACAAGUGAAGUGGCAGCUGAUGGUUGCCAGUUGCUAUCGAAGAAGUGGUAAUUACCAGAAAGCUCUAGAGAAAUACAAAGUCAUUCACAGAAAAUUCCCAGAGAAUGUCGAAUGCCUCCGAUUUUUAGUUCGUCUCUGCACAGAUAUGGGACUGAAAGAAGUCCAAGAAUAUAUGACAAAGCUCAAAAAAGUGGAAAAAUUAAAAGAAAUAAGAGAGCAGCGCAUUAAGUCUGGCAGAGAUGGCAGUGCACGUAGCCGCAAAGAAGGAAAUGCUGGUGGCGAUACUGGUGGUACCAAAGGGGAAAAACUGAGUGCCAAACUAAAAGCUUUGCCUGGAACAAGUGAACCUUAUGAAAGUAGCAGCAGUAAAGAAAUAGAUGCCUCCUACAUAGAUCCACUUGGCCCACAAGCAGAAAGACCGAAAACUGCAGCAAGAAAGAGAACUGAGGAAGAUGACUUUGCUGAUGAAGAACUAGGAGAGGAUUUGCUUCCAGAAUAAUAUAUGGUCCACUCAUAAUUUUUUCUCCUUUUAAAUGUUUUAGCAGAAAAAUACUCCUUCGUGAUGACUUUUUAGUGGGUUUUGAUAAAAUACCUGUGAAACACUUCUUAUUUAUGGUACCAUAUAUAAAAAAUACAGUUUUGAAGAUAAAAAUAAAUAACCCCACCAGAUUUUAUUU